AUGAAUGAGUUAUUGUAUGAGGCGGAUAGAGCAGGUGCGGCGGAUGACGAAGAUGAGGGGGAUGAGGAGGCGGGCGAGGGAGAUGGUGGGAAGCAUGCUGCAAGGUCCCGUGCAAAGAAGAAAGUCCCUCACGUGACGGAGGAGGCAAUAUUUGAGUCGACUCAGAAAAAUUCCGGUGUGGAAAAGAGGGUUCCUGACAAGGAGGAGGAGGAGGAGGAGGAGAGACAAGCGACCCCAAUGAGGUGUUUGACCCUCAGUCUGCCCUCUGCUCAACAUCUCCUAUUGCCCUCCAACCGAAACACCCCUGCAGCCAGAUCAGACCCUGUUCCAUACGCACCGCUUGUCUCCAUGCUUCCUCCCUCCCACCCAUAUCCUUAUACCCGGGCACCUUUGAGAAUUCCCAAGGCACCUUUGAGAACUCCCAAGGCACCUUUGAGAAUUCCCAAGGCACCUUUGAGAACUCCCAAGGUACCAUUGGGAAUUCCCAAGGCACCUCAUCCAUAUCAUAUCGGCCCACACGUCUCCACCUUUCUCAUCCAUCCAUACCCAUCGGGCCAUCCCACAGGUGGUGGUGGCCUUCAACCCUCUUAUGAGGUGGUGGUGGCCUUCAACCCUCUCGCGUGGUCCCGCUCUGAAGUGAUUCGAUUCCCGGUGUCAUCCCCCUACCUUCUAGUCACUGAUGCCUCUGGCGCCCCCAUCCCCUCUCAAAAACUUCAAGAGACCCUCCUCUCCCCUCCCUCUGUUCCCCCCGUGUCAUCCCCCAAUCUGCUAGUCGCCGACGCCUCUGGCGCCCCCAUCCCCUCUCAAAUAAUCAGGGAGACGCUCGUCACCCCCGCCACCCGCUCCACCUACAUUGCUGCUUACACUGGCGUGGGGGAAAUAGUAGGAGAGGUGGAGGGGGAGGAGGAAGGGGUGGAGGGGGGGGAAGGAGGGGAGGAGGGAGCGGAGGAGGGGGAGGAGGGGGAUGAGGAGGAGGGCGGGGGAGGGGGAGGAGGAGGAGGAGUGGGUGGAUUAUGGGGAUGGGCGAGGGCCGCAGCCGAGCCAUAA
Closterium sp. NIES-65 is the source of this 1047-nucleotide messenger RNA. Lineage: Eukaryota; Viridiplantae; Streptophyta; Zygnematophyceae; Desmidiales; Closteriaceae. The record is from the annotation of a GenBank genome assembly.